This is a messenger RNA of Acaulospora colombiana, 459 nucleotides long. The record is from the annotation of a GenBank genome assembly. Lineage: Eukaryota; Fungi; Glomeromycota; Glomeromycetes; Diversisporales; Acaulosporaceae.
CGUUCCCUGAUGUUGGAGAAGGAUAUGCUAACAGUAAAGGCAACUUCAUCGAUGAGGGAGGUCAAACCGUCGUCUCCUCAAGUGAUAGCGAAGCUUCAGGUUGAACCCUGGCCCGUAUUUUUAGAUGUUUAUCCGGGAUCGAAUAGUCAUAGUACUACAAUCUGUAUGAAUCGUCAACCCAAGAAAUCAGGAUUAUACUAUGUCAUUCGUACAAGGCUAGGGAUGAAUGCUUGUAUCCGGGACCCCCGACAGAAGGCGAAACUUCGUCAAGUGGCGCUGUCCACCAUUCAGAACAACUUGGACCGGCGCAAGUCCUCAACUUGGAGGAGCUCUAGCCUCUCUUUUCCGCACUUGCCGUUGCUAUUGCUGGGCAGCCUCAGCUAUUUAUAUAGCGACCACCCCGCCAGUUGCGCGGAACUGGGUCAACCCGACUUAGCUGUACCAGUCACCCAGUUCUAG